AUGGCCGACCACGAGAACGGGGAUCAGAAGCCGUUGGACCCCGCGCCUCAAAAUCAAGAAAUGCACUCGCAAAACAACAAUGCGCCAGUACCACCACAACCACAACCACCACAGUCACAUCAUCAGCAGAAUCAUCAGAAUUCGCAGAAUCAAGAUUCUCAUUCACAUAAACCACAGUCGCAGCAACAGCCACAGCGCGACGAUGUGUGCCGUGAUUUUCUGAAAAACAUUUGCAAUCGCGGUUCGCGCUGUAAAUUUUAUCAUCCGUCCGAGGCGCCGCCGGCCAGCGAUCACGAUUACAAUUUCUGCAUUGACUAUCAGAAUCGAGGGUGCCAGCGCGACAACUGUCGAUUCGUGCACGCGCCACGCGACGAAGUGGAGCGAUACAAGAACACGCGCGAACUGACGCUUAUCCUGGCGCGUGCCAUCGCCGCCGUCGGUCACGGCGACACAAUCGGCGGCAUUCCGAUAUGCAAAGAGUUUCAAACGGGACGAUGCGCUCGCGGAGUCAAUCGAUGCCGUUAUUGGCAUGUGAAUGUGGAUUUGGAAAGGGAUCGACGUGGCAGAGGGCUUCCACCGUCCAACGAGUUUGGCGGACCGUCGGGACCGAUUGGAGGAGGAGGCGGCGGAGGAUCCGGAGGUGGUGGAGGUGUCGGUAGAUUCCCACCGAUGGGUUACGGUGGAGGAGGCGGAGCCAUGGGAGCCGGAGCCGGAGGAAGACGCCGCCCUUACGACGACUACGACUCGGAUCCGAUAAAACGCGGCCGCUACGCGCCAGACGAUCGGCUCAUGGAACUGGAGAAACGGAACGCCGAACUAUCGAAAGAAGUGGAUUCACUCCGCCGGGAACUUCAACGAGAACACGAUCGAUACGAGGAUUUGUACGCGUUGUUCCGUCAGCAGAGUGGUGGAGCGCCGGCGCCACCGAAAGCAUCGGCGACGACGGCUGGUGUCGGAGGCGACUACUAUGGAGCGUGGGGACAGAAGGCGCCUGGAUGGUGA
This is a messenger RNA of Caenorhabditis remanei, 1002 nucleotides long. RefSeq lists its product as uncharacterized. Lineage: Eukaryota; Metazoa; Nematoda; Chromadorea; Rhabditida; Rhabditidae. The coding region runs from base 1 to 1002 and encodes 333 amino acids. The transcript is spliced from 2 exons. Gene Ontology annotation, molecular function: metal ion binding. The record is from RefSeq and is a predicted model, not a curated record.